GAAACAAUUCCAAUUCAAACUGAGAAAAUAAUUUUUAAAGAGGAUUUUAAGUUGUGCUAAAUUGAAUAUCGAGUAAAAAAUAAGAUAAUAAGAUUUAUUUUUUUCUUGCUAAUAGUUAUUUUGUUUGUUUAUUGAGCCCUGUGUGGAUAACGCUUUAAAAUACGCAUUUUGCAAAGUACUUAUCCUAAAUUCUGAAAAAUAAAAGCUAUACAUGUGAAAAAACGUCAGAUUAUUUUUAGUUUUAAAAGAAAGCCAAUUAAAAUGAAGAUGCAACGUGUUUGCGCUUAAUAUUUAUUUUUAGUAACUUAGUAUCAUUUUGACAAUAUUAUUUGGCUUAUUUAGCUAGUUCUCUUAAACCUUUAAAAUGAAAAUCCGUUCGUCUGUUUUUGCUUCUCUCUGUCUGGUAAUCGAAGUAUUUGGAAUCGUUCUUUUCUUACGAGGUUUUUUCCCAGUUCCUGUUAAGUCGUCUCUUUCUUCAAAGAGCAAAGUGUCAGAUCUCCCACUCGAACCUUUAGAAGGGCAUGCAGCUAACUCCAGCAGGAUUCCCCCUCCUCUGUUUAAGAGAGUGGUCAUUAUGCUGGUAGAUGCACUCAGGGAAGACUUUGUGUUUGGCCCCAAGGGAAAAGAGUUUAUGCCCUACACAAGACAUCUGGUGGAACGUGGAUCAUCACACAGUUUUGUUGCUAAGGCAAGGGCUCCAACUGUGACCAUGCCUCGCAUCAAGGCACUGACAACCGGCAGUAUACCGGGCUUUAUUGAUGUAGUCAUGAAUCUCAACUCUCCGGCUCUUCAAGAGGAUAACCUCAUCUGGCAGGCCAAAACAGCAGGGAAGAAGGUGGUAUUCUACGGAGAUGAUACUUGGAUUCGACUUUUCCCAAAGCACUUCAUGGAAUAUGAUGGAACAACUUCAUUCUUUGUGUCUGAUUACACAGAGGUGGAUAACAAUGUAACGAGACACCUGGACAGUACUCUGAAGAGAGAUGACUGGGACGUCUUGAUCCUGCACUACCUCGGUCUAGACCACAUUGGUCACCUGAGUGGGCCUCACAGCUCCUUGAUUGGGCCAAAACUCCUUGAAAUGGAUGACAUCUUGAAAAAAAUCCACACAGCCCUCAUCUCCAAGUUUAAUCUCAAUUAUUUUCUCGCAGUUGGCUUUGAAACCCCUGAGCCUGUGGAGCAAGUGGACUUUACCCCCACACUGGCACUGGGCCUCGGCCUUCCCAUCUCACAGAACAACGUGGGGCAUCUGAUUCUCCCUGUGUUUGAAGAGAACACCCUGAGAGAGCAACUCAGAUUCCUUCACCUCAAUGGCUUCCAACUAAGCCAUCUCAUAAAAGACAGCACCCCUGAUUUCGAAAAGGAUCCAGGAUAUGAGCAGUUCAGAAUAGCUGAGAAGUCCCAUGGCAGCUGGAUGAAGCUUUAUUUAGAAGGGAAUACGUCAGAGGUCCUGAGCAACAUGGGAAAGAAAGUGCUGAAGCAGUACAUGGAUGCCUUAAAGUCAAUGAGUGAAUCCCUCAGUAAGCAGCUGGGGAAAUAUGACAUGUACUCAAUGAUUGUGGGCAUGAGCAUUGUGUUAGAGGUUCUUUUCCUGCUACUGAUCACCAUGGCAGAGGCUCUGAGUGGGGCAGCGGAGGUGGACCUGCCCCUCUCCUCGGCCCUCUGUUCACUGCCCUUCUACCUGCUCUGUCUGUUCUGCUCCUCCAUCCACGUCAUGGUCUGCACUUCCACAGAGAGCACCUGCUAUUUCUGCAGUCUGUCGUGGGCCCUAGUGUUUGCAGUAAUAGCCUUUUUCUCGUCCCUGCUCUGCGUCAUAUUGUCCAUCAUAGGUAGAAAGCUCUUCUGGGCGAAACCUCAGAUGAAGGCUCAGUCCUCUGAUUCUGGCUUUUCAGAGCUCGAUAUACUCCUCCUGACCGGAACCCUGGGCCAUGUUCUGAGUCUGGGAGCCAGCAGUUUUAUCGAGGAGGAACACCAAACCUGGUAUUUCCUACUCAAUACCCUCUGUCUGGCAGUGUUCCAGGAUGUCUGCCGAAAAUAUUUCAGGGAGAAAAAGAGUCACAGGGAUUUAGAUGAAAACUCCUACCUCCCCUCUAAAGAUGACACCCCAACAGUGGAUUACAGUUCAAGAACCUCUGCUUUGGCAGGCUAUGAAAAGUGGCUGGCUUUGGUAACACCUUUGGCAACAUUGGUAUGUUGCCGAAUGCUCCGCUCAUUGAACCAGACCGGGGUGCAAUGGGCCCAUCUUCCUGACUUAGGACACUGGCUGAACAACUCUGAGCACAUCGUUGAGCUCUCACUCCUGGCAGCUGCCUCCCUGGUCCUGAUAUUCCUCCUUGUACAGCGAAGGUGCUCUCUGGUCUCAAAAAUAGCUCUUGGGUUGGGACUGCUGGGAGUCUACAGUUACCGGGCUGCAGUUGGAAAUGUGCUGUUCCCAUGGCAACAAGAUGGCAGAGACAUUUCCAAGGGUACUGUGGAAGCCCGUUUCGUCUACAUCUUUGUCCUUGGCAUCUUGUUCACAGGUGCUAAGGACUUGCUGAGGUCACAGGUCAUCAGCUCAGAUACCCAACUAAAGAGCAGGGGAUUGUGGGAGAUCUACAGUGGUGUGGUACUGCUGGCAGCUCUGCUCUUCAGGCCUCACAACCUUCCUGUCCUGUUAUUCUGCCUCUUGAUUCAGACCAUCAUGGCUCAGUUCAUCUGGAAAGAGCUUCAGUAUGAUGCAGCACAAACUACCAUAAUGCAUUAUUGGUUUGGUCAAGCAUUCCUUUACUUUCAGGGUAAUUCCAAUAACAUUGCAACUGUGGAUAUCUCAGCAGGCUUUGUGGGACUGGAGAACUAUGUUGAAAUUCCAGCAAUUUUUCUGACAGCCUUUUGUACCUAUGCAGGCCCACUAUUGUGGGCCUGCCACCUAGUUUGCUAUCUAAGCUCAGAAAGAGAGAGGAGCACAGCGGCCAUUGGCCAUGGUUGCUACUGCUUUGCACUGCUUCGAUCCAUACCAGCUGCAGCCUACAUCAUUCUCGUCACAGCGCUGCGGUACCACUUGUUCAUCUGGAGUGUGUUCUCCCCAAAGCUCCUCUACGAAGGGAUGCACACACUUGUGACCGCAGCCGUCUGCGUUUUCUUCACUGCCAUGGAUCAGAAUCAUGCUGUGAGAACCUGAAAUGUCCUGAAACAAAGAUGUCGCAACAGAAAGUGGGCAAAAUGGCAAUAGUCGGUGGGGAAAUGUAUAAGGGCAAAUUGUGGGUGAUGUGUAAAUGUAACUCAUUAUGAAAGUGGAAUAGAACUGGUUCCGUUUUUGUGAUGCAUACAAAAUAUUAUUAAAUGAAAAUCAAGGAAGUUAAUGAGGCCCAAGAUCUACAAAAUAUAGGCACAUUGUCUGAUUUUUUUGUAAAUUCAUUAAUGUUGAUUUAGGUCAAAGAGCGUUCUCUUUUAAUAAAUUCAGGAUUGUUUUUCAAUGUAGUAGAUACAAAAUGUCCAAUAAAAUGUAACCAUCACUAUGUCCCCUGUUUUGUGGAAUCCUGAGGUAUACUGUGGACAUCAGUAACUUAAUACCUCUAAAUCUUACAUUCCAUAACACUAAAUCAUUAGGUCAAUGGAAAUGUAGUUCACGUUUUUGGAGCUUUUACCCAUAAAAUCCACAAAAAAAUGUUUUGGGUAAAUGUGCUGUGUUUAGGUGUCUUGAUUUUCAAAUAAGAUCUACUCACACACAAAGUUCUGAUUGAUGGUCUUAUGGACAUGUUUGUAAGAAACAGGAAAUAUCUUUAUAAACUUAUCUGGUGUUUAAAGAACGACUAAAACAAUAUCACAAAAAUGAAAAUAUUAACAUAUUUAGUUCAAGUAGGUGGGGUUUCCCUCUCCUUCUAACGUCUGAAGAAGGCUCCACAGGUGAAACAUUGUGUUUCUUUUCUUCUCUUUUCAGCAUGGAAUAAACCUUUACUUGUUCCUUAUUAGCCACUUAAUUUCACUAUAAGUUUUCAUUUCCUAUGUCAUUAGUUCCACUGUGUCAUUAGUUCCAUUGUGUCUUGGAGCUCAAUUUGUAAUGGUUGUAAAAUCUAAAAAUGCUGGAAGCCCAAGAGGCUCUUACCUUGUUGCUUGAAUGAUGUCACUCCUGAGACCCAGUAUCUCAUUCAGUAUGCACAUUUCAGAGUGAAAAAUGAACCUCAAUAAUAAUAACACCGUUGAAUUCAUAGAUGGAUAAAACUGUAAUGUCACAGGAUGGGACUAGUAACCUCACUGAAUAUUAAUAUUGAUGGGAAGAUGGAGUGUAUGGGUAAUGUUAAUACUUUAAGUUUAAUUAGACAGUACUCAAACCCCUUCAAGAAUUGUUAUUUAAAUAUGCCUUUUUACAUUCAGAAGGUUGGCUUUGGACUCUUUACAGGAAUUAAAAUGCACUUCUUACCUAGAGUACCUCAUAUUUGUUUGUAAAGCAGGCAUCUUAACACCACUAACAUUUAUCUCUAGCCCUCUGACUCUAGCAGGUUGUUUAUAUUUUAUAAAUUAUUGUGCUCAUUCUGUAAUAUUUUGUACUGUAUGUGGACAAAGUUUGGGAAAAUAUAUUUUUUUCCCCCAAUAGCAGAACAUUUACCCUCCACUCCUCACUCCUGCCCUCUGUGGUAUCUGAAGUUCUUCCAAAAUAUUAACAAUAAUAAAAUAUUUAGUGUUUUUUAAUGCCUUGUGCACCUCAGGGACAUCUGUUACAGCUGUCCCAUGUGAUUCCUUUCACUGGUAGAAUGUUAAGAGACAGACUGAGAUCUAUAUCACAAUGCAUCCAGUUACAUGUGCUGUGUUGCCAGGCCCUUACCAUAUUAAUAAUGUAGUAGUUGCAGUAAUUGCCUGCAUUGCAACCCAUUCUAGUCGUGUACAUGGAUAUAUUUAUUAAGCAAAGUACUAGAUAUUAGUAUUUUUAUCAUUAACAAUGGAGGAGGAGGUUUUCUAUCAGAAGGACCACUGUAGCUGGAGAAUAGAAUAACAGUGUGAAUAAUAAAGCUGGCUCAAACUGCAAACAUGUUUAAAGUAUACCACUGGAGUAUACUCUGCGUUUAUAUACUUAUAUAAGAGACAUUCUUGAGCACCAGAAUAUGAAGAAGUACACAAGAAUUAGAAGUACAGUGAAAUAUUCCCAUAAGAAAGACUAUUUUUGUUGAUGAACAAUUAGAUUUACAAAGAAUUAAAAUUGCAUUUUCUCUUUAUAUUCACAUAGUGAAACUCAAACAUGGUUUUAAACUGUUAGAGAUGAAUUCUCAAAAAUAAGCAUACAAAACAAAUAAGAUCAGUGUCCAGUUAAAUAGCUUACUCAAGCAACAAAGACUAUGGAGACUAUAGAGAAUGAACUGUAGAUUAAUUUAUCCAUUCCUUUUAAAAUGAGCACACUGGUUUAACUUAUUCAAGCUUAAAUAUAUUUAUAUUUUAUGAUUUACAUGUCCUAAUGAAACACACCAGUUUACAGGUUUUGGGGAUAACAUGAAAUGAUUACAAGAAGAGUGAAACUAGAAAAUGGUGGAUGUCAUUAUCUUCUGUCAGUCAAUAAGUCUCUAGUUGCAUUGCAGAUUCCUUCCGAUGUCCUACGGUAUGCAAUCUAUAAACGUUUUUUUCUUCUACAAAAAGCUUUAAAAGAAGCCCUCAUUAAAAACAAAUUAAAAAAAAACAUUUUAUAGUCUUGUGGAGAAUAAAUCUAUUUACUGUUUGUUAGUAUAUUUUACAGUUUCUAUGACAGACUAAACAUUUAUAUUUACAAAUUUUAGCUGAAUAGAGAGGUAAGGAGCCUAUUGCUCAAAUACAAAUACAAUAAGAACUGUAUGCUGUACCAGGUAAGAUUGCAGUAUGAGAAGAGGGAUAAAAAGGAAACUAAGGUAUUUAACAGGCUAGGAAGAAUAGCCUUUGUAAAAAGGUUCUCCUAUGUUCCAAUAGAAUCACAUUGGUAAAUUUGUACUCCAGGGUGAAUAACACUGCAGGUCAAUGCAAACAGACAAAUGUUGAUUAAUAUGUGAAACAAAUACUAAAAUCUAAAGAGCACAGUUUCACAUUUGGCUGCUUUCCAAAUAAAAUCAAGGAAGACCUCUCUGCAAUCCAAAGGAUAGACCACUUUCAAUGAGUGGAACUCAGGUUAAAUGCAACUGUAUCCAUGGGAAUAUCUCCCAAAGUGAAAACUGCAAAUACAACAAGUCUCAAUGUAAAUGAAACUUGGCAAACGCUGAACUGAAGGACUGUUAGAAUGAAAACCAAUCCUGUUAAGCCCAGGGCAGUCCUGAAAACAGCAUUACUCUAUGUUCUGUAUAAGAGUACAGGUUUCAAGAAUAUUUGAAAAUGGUAUGGAAAAUAAAUAUAUUCAUGAAAGUUUACUGCUAAUAUAGUGUACAGCGCAAUCCAAGUUUGGAAACAUGCUGUAUAAUAUGAAAAGAUAAGAUUAUUAUACUGUAGAUUUAGGGAUGCAAAGUUAAUAGGGAAUAGAGAUUACUUAAAAAAUGAAAUAAUUGUAUUCUCUUCCCUAGCAUCUCUGUACUUUGUGUUCCAAACAGUUGAACAGCACUGUAUCCUGCAUUUUUAAAAAGAAAACUGAGAGUAAAUUAAUUUUCAAACAUAAUGAAACGUGUGCCAAUGUGUAUUUCAAUUGUAUGAAAAAUGAUCAAUUUAUGCUAAUGUAAUGGUUUUUUUUUUCAAAUUCAUUUCUUUUUGUUUUAGUAUAUCAUCAAAAUUGAUUUCUGGACAGUCUUUAAUUCAUUUUUAUCAUCUAGUUGCCAGAAAAUCACUUAUUCCAGGUCAGGCACACAGAUACCUAGAUCGAUUCAGAAAGCAAAGGGUACAAGGCAGAUACUGGGUACACUCUGGAGAGAAUGUCAGAAGUUACACAUGCAUACAGGUUAUUUAGAGUCACCAAUGCCUUUUGAAGGUGAAUUUUGUCUCUGGACAGGGGGAGAACAGGGAAACUCCAUACAGAAAGCACCCAACUCUUAAACUGAACCCAAGAUCUGUGUGGCAGUUGCAUGAAUCAUAGUACCACCUGAAACUGAAUUCAGAAAUAGUAAAAUUACAAACUUCAAUCGAGUUUAUAAAACCACCUUUAAUAGCAACGUUUUACAGAAACGAGAAAGCUGUUAAUACAAGUUUGGCUUUUAGCAUCAGGCAGAGAGGACUAUGAUGAUCUCCAGAUCUGGGAAAAGUUGCUUUUGAAAUAUUACAGUUACUUGCACAAUUGGUUUCUUUUUUUUUAAUAGGAAAUUGCUUUCAAGAAGGAUUGUGUUUCUUAAAAUGGUAACUUUACACACUGCAUCCCUUUAACUGAUGACAAAUCAUUUUCCCUCCACUCCUUUAUUUAUUAAAUUAUUUUAAUAAAAUAUUAUAUUUUAUAUUUCUUGAUACAGAAUAAAAAAUACUGUUUAUUAAAUUGUAAACAUAACUGUAAAGGAAUUAAUAAAUGUGAUGUACUGUAUGUGGAUUACUUUUGAAAAGUAACCUAACACUGAUCUCAUGGUAGUAGAGUCACAGAGUAAAGGUUAUAAAGUCCUGAACCUUGGAAUAAAUCUGUUAAUGAAAUUAUGUUGAAUGAGAGGAGAACCUGUCGUCUGUAAGGAAGAUAAAAUAAAAUUGUAUCAUUAUUAUAUUAACAGCACACCAGGAAUUGGAAAUGGGUUCCUUCUAGACUUUUGACAAACCAGAUGUUUUAAUGUCCAAACAAUGGUUGAAAGAUAAUAUUAAGUUUUUUCCAUAUUUUUCAUAUUCCUGCUUACCUUACAAAAUAGUAAAUGUUUAUCAUUCCAUACAGGCAAAUGAACACAUGUACCUUUCAAAGGCUUAUGUAGUACAUUGUGUUUGUAUCUUCAGAGGGUUGUCAGAUUCAGUCAUGAUAUUUCUGCUUCCUCUGACCUUCCUCUGGUUUGCCAAUUUGAGCACUGAAGUCCUAUUGGUGCUUGUAGGCAUCUCUUCCCCUGUCAGUGCCACAUUGACUAAUAAUAAAAAGGAAGCUUUUUACUCAUUGGAUGAUCCUCUAAAGCAAUACUGACUGAAGUCCUUAUGGGUACAAUAAUCUAUGGCUCAUUCAGGUUGAAAAUCCCCCAUUAUUUCAUCAGAGGCUUUCUGUUUCUCUCCAGCCAAAAAAAAAACUAAAUAUAACCCCAAGAGUGUACGACUGACUUUAAGCAGGGCACAGCAUCCAGUUUAAUGAAUAUAAGCAGUUGAGAUCCGUUAAAACAAUUUCAUUAUAUACUGUAGAAUUCAAUACAGGCCUUGAUAUGUUGGUAAAUUCAAAUAAUAAAGUAUACCACAUUGCUAACAUUAUUUGCACUGCUGGCGGUAUAAUUCUACAUUGUUCAGUUUUUUAUUCUAAAUGUAACUAUUUUUGUUCAGUUACAAAUUUUUAGUUUGCUUUGUUUACGAUUUUAGGAACUGAAAUCACUGAAUAGGGUAUAACUCAGUUUAGAUCCUUAACCACAAAAAGGCCGGCAGAAUCCUCGUGAUAUUAAUUGAGCUUACUUUACUCCUCUUUGCUUAACAUACCAAGGGCACUGCAGGAAUUUCAUCCUUUGAAAUGUGGAAAAGAGGGUUUUUUUUGUAUUGUCCAGGGGCUGCUCUUCUGCGGGUUUCACAGGUUUUUCUAUUGUAUUAUAAAGCUUUCGAAUUUCUGGGGUUAUUUUGGUUUUAUGUACUUUGUUCUUUUCAUUUGUUUUUCUCCAGUGCAACCUUGUCCACAUCUCCCAAACCCCAGAACAAUCUUUAUUUUGUUUCAAAACGCCAGGCUGCUUAGCAUUAAAAGAUCACUAUGAAAGAAAGAACAUGGUCUGUGCCACUUUUUGCCUACUUCUCACUUAUCAUAAGUAUCAAAGAAAACAGAGGCUGCCCUUUUCACAGGUAUUUUCUUUUAAAUUUAGAUAUUUUUUUAAGAAAUAAAAUACAAUUACAAUAAGCAGAUGGAAAAGUAGGAUUCCAUGCAGCAAUAACGAAAAACUACCAGUUUUUUUCAAUGCAGUUUUUAGUUCUGCUUUGCAAAUAAACCUAUUCAUGAAGCUCAUUCACUAAAAGGAGACGAGCUAAUCCUUGUAUAAUUCUGCAUUCCAAAGCUUUCUGUUUUAUGUGUGUAGGCACGUACCUGUGAUAUCCUGAUUCGCUCUGGCAAAUCUUCUGAAAGUUAUGUUAUUCUUUGUGAAACACUUGGCUUUAAAUAAAAAAACAACAAGAAAUCCACAUCACUAAUCUUACACUUUACUUUCAAAUGAGCCCUCACAUCCUUUGACAUAACUUUGUUAAAUAAUUUAUGUCUUGGGAUGUUUUGGGGAUCAGCAUAUUGUUUUUGAAUUAUUGUUAAUGUAGCCAGGCUUUUGUGGUUGCAGUCAUGCUAUCUGCAGAUCCCUGUAUGUGGCCAACAAUUCUAACUUGUGCUGUGGUAUUUAAACUGGUAAGCACAAUACAGAAACUAAAUAAUAAGUACCUACCCACCUAAGGUGUAUUUUUGAUAAUUGCAGUUACUGUAUGUACAUUUUUGUUUGUAUUCUUUGCUGAGUCUUUCUUGGUUUUUUAUUAUAUUAAUUGUAUUAAUUACCCUAUGAUGUCUUCCAUUCUGGGUUUUGUGUAAUCUUGUAUUUUCCAGGCAUUUUCUGGUUUGUUUUUGUCUUCUCCGUUUAUUUUUCUAUGCAUUAUUUCAUAAUUUACAACUAAGCAUUUUGAGAAAAUAAUUUGAUUGGACUUUAUGUAUUUUUGUGCAAUGUUACUGUUAAAUAUAGCAUGUGAAUGCAAUUUGCACUGAUUUGGAUAAUUCAUUUAAUAGUGAAAGGCUUUAAAAUAAAUUGACUUGAACAAAAA
Molecule: messenger RNA, 9783 nt
Organism: Lepisosteus oculatus (spotted gar)
Lineage: Eukaryota; Metazoa; Chordata; Actinopteri; Semionotiformes; Lepisosteidae
Source: RefSeq, a predicted model, not a curated record